AUGUCUGCCGCCCUUCAACUCGUUCGCCCAACCAUCCGCCACUUUUCGGUGCGCCGUCCUCAACCCGACUCUCGCACCUCGCGCUUCAUCGCCAGCUCCUGUCUCUUUUCUGCCGUGGUGCUCCCAUUCGUGCCCCCGGCUCUUGAGAGCUCUCGCGAGAAGCACAAUGGCUACCCCAACCACAACAAGUAA
Molecule: messenger RNA, 192 nt
Organism: Aspergillus heteromorphus CBS 117.55
Lineage: Eukaryota; Fungi; Ascomycota; Eurotiomycetes; Eurotiales; Aspergillaceae
Exons: 1
Coding region: 1-192 (63 amino acids)
Source: RefSeq, a predicted model, not a curated record